GAGAACACUCUGUUUUUGCAAGUUUUAGCUACAAAUGGGAAAUGGCCAAAACCUUUAGAUCAAAUCACAUCUGAAAAAUCUAAGAUCUGGAGAAACUUUAUUCACCUUUAUAUUUCCUACUAAAACAAUUAGGGUUUCAGAGAGAGAGAGAGAGUGUCUAAGCACAACAAGAAAUUGACGACAAUGAACCAAGGAACUUCUUCGGAUGGUUCUAUUUGCAAGUUCUUUAAAGCUUUCCUUCCUGGUGAAUCCGGAGAUGAUCUGGUACUACCCAUUUCUUUUAACAGCUGUUUACCAAAAUCUUUGCCUAAAACUGUAACUGUGAGAAGUGUUAGUGGAAAGAUUUGGAAUCUGGUGUUGAGGAAACGUGGUGGUGACGAUGAGGCUGAGAGAUUUGUUAUGGUUAAUGGUUGGAAGAAGAUUGUUAAGGACGAAGAUCUGAAGGACGGAGAUAUCUUGGCAUUUGAAUUUGAUGGCUCUCGCUGUUUCAAUUUUUGUAUCUAUGAGCAUGCGACAGCGUGCAAAAGGAUUAAGAGAAGUUCAGAGCAAAACUCUGGGGGUGAAGAAGAAACUCGGGCUAGCAAUGAUGUUAUCGUUCUACAUGAUGAUGAUGAUUCUGAUUAUCAUGAUGCUGCUGUUGAGGAUUCUGAUGAUGAUAAAUCUGAGGAUGAGGAUGUUGAGCUUGAUGAUGAUGAUGCUGAUGCUGAGAAUGAGGAUGAUGGUAACAACCCCCAGUUUAUUGUGACACUCAAUCCAAAGAGGAAAAGCCAACUGAAAAUACCGGCUCAUGUCAUAAAGGACUAUGGUUUAACCUUCCCAGAGCGUAUAACAGUCAUGGACAAAUUGGGAGCAUUGGAGAAAGAAAUCAAGAUUCAGAUGAAUGGCUGCAUCUUUGUCAAGGGAUUUGGAAGUGUUUUCAGAAGGAACAAAAUGAAGACGACUGAUAAGAUGAUAUGCCAGGUUAAGAAGACUGGGACUAAUCUGGUUCACACCAUCAAGGUCAACAUUAUCAGGGGAUGAUCUCUUCACUAUGCUUUUAUGAGUCUUAUGUGUGGUAGCUGUGACUUGGUUUUAUUGUGUUAGCAAUGCUAAAUCGCUAUCUAUGGAUUUGGUUUAUAGCGAGUUGGUGUUAGAGAUGUUUUAAAAGUUAAAAUAAGAUACUUUCCUAUAAAGAGUUCCUGAAUCUCAUUAAAUCU
Camelina sativa (false flax) is the source of this 1196-nucleotide messenger RNA. Its product is annotated as B3 domain-containing protein At5g60140-like. Gene Ontology annotation, molecular function: DNA binding. The record is from RefSeq and is a predicted model, not a curated record. Lineage: Eukaryota; Viridiplantae; Streptophyta; Magnoliopsida; Brassicales; Brassicaceae.